Messenger RNA from Perkinsus marinus ATCC 50983, 1994 nucleotides. RefSeq lists its product as hypothetical. The transcript has a single exon. Lineage: Eukaryota; Perkinsozoa; Perkinsida; Perkinsidae. Gene Ontology annotation, molecular function: acid phosphatase activity. The record is from RefSeq and is a predicted model, not a curated record. The coding region runs from base 16 to 1947 and encodes 643 amino acids.
CUUAUUACGUCUACUAUGAUAGCAUGUAGUCUACUAUUAAGCAUUUUAUCCUACUCUGCUAUAUACUUUGUUAAUCGUCGCUACGUCUUGGAAACCGCACCACCACUUCCUAAAGACCAACUUGGACCCAAUCGAUCGAAAUAUUAUUGGGCAUGGUCAGCAUUAGUGGUAGUUAUCAAUGCUUGGUUAUGUCUUGUGAUACUAGUAGCAUAUGUUCUACUUGGUGCAUUCAUCUUCGGUGAUUUGCAUGCAUGGAUUUUCUAUGUUGUCGCUCUAGUAGUAUACAUUAUCUACACAUUAUUGAUAAUCUUGAUCCGUAAUAAAGCAUCAUCUUGUUGUAGAUGGUCUCUUGGUGUAUUGGGGUAUUUAGUAGCACUACAAUGUUGGUAUACUAUACAAAUCCCUACGAUGUGGAGUUAUACUAAACUUGUAUGGUUGGUUGGUAUAGCAGCAUCAGUACCAUUAAUGAUUAAGGUUGCCCAUACCUUUGGAAGACGAUCUAUUCGUAGUUUGUUCAGGAAUUAUAAGUUCUAUGUAGCGGAGAUAUUAACUCUUGGUAUUGGAAUAUUGCUAACCUAUCUAUCAGCUGGUUCCUGUGUUGCUGUGUAUAAUCCACAAGCACCUGGUUGGUGGAUACCUCUUGAAGGGACAUUAUUCUGGUCAUCGAGACUAUUCCGUUCUUUUGGUCGUAGACCAUGUCCAAAUGGUCAACGAACUCCUUGUCAUGUCUAUCUUACCGCUGCUCAAAACUUGUCUAAUAGUAUGUUCGUCAACGUCCACACAUCAACAAGUAUCAAGUCCAUUUAUGUUAAGUAUAGCUCACAUAAAGAUGAUAAUACUAUUGGGGGAGUGAUUGGCGCUGAUAACUUUGAAGUACCACAUUUAGAUGAGCAUGAUCAAAGGCAUGUCUUUGCCGCCUACCUACCAGAUCUCUUGCCUGAUGCUGUGGUAAGCUUCAAUCUGAUGGCUGAUGGUGACCUGUGGCCUCAGAACUAUACCUUUAGAACAUCUCCCUUAAAUGGGGAAGUUAAGUUUGUUAUUGGUGGUGAUACUGGUACAUCAGAUGUUGUUGAAGACAUCAAUAGUCAUAUAGGCCCUCAAUCACCAUUAUUUGCAGUAAAUGGUGGGGAUGUUGCCUAUGAUAAUGGUAUGUUCCCUUGUGCAUGUACUUGGGAUUUAUAUUUAUGGCAAUGGUCUAAGGUUAAGACCUCAGAUGGUCAUAUGAUACCACUUAUAUUUGCUAUUGGUAAUCAUGAUAUCGGUGCAAAUCAUGAUAAUCAUGGGGCUAUUAAUAGUUUCAUCGACCCUAAUCGUUGUGACAAUACCAAGAGGGAGAGUGCUAGACCUUUAUUCAUAGCAUAUUUCCCUUUUGAAGCAGUUGAUGGUAAAGCCCCGGAAAUAUGUGAUAGGAAAGUGAAUCAUGUUCACACCGCGGGUACUGCUGUUACUAUCUGGUCGUUGGAUUCUUUGUAUGCUGGUGGCCCUUUAAAUGCAGUCCAUUUCGUAGAGGAUAAUAUGCCCAAUAUGAAGGACCAGGUUAAUCACUUUGGUGUCUAUCAUGUACCGAUGUACAGUAGCUAUAAGGAGGAUGAUAACAGGAAUGAACCCAUGAAGCGUUAUUGGCCUUCAAUGAUGUUUGAUAAGUAUUAUUUCAAAGUAUGUUAUGAGCAUCAUGCUCAUACUUUCAAAAGGACCAUGCCAAUGAUUAAUAACAGUAUAGCUACUAAUGGAGUUAUCUAUGUUGGAGACGGUAAAUGGGGUACUUCAGGUCCCAUAUUACCAACUGUGGACUCCUUAGUGACAAGUGAUCAUCUCGUCAAGUCAGGAAUAGACCAUCACGUAUGGUAUACUAUAGCUGAUAGUAAUGGUAAAAUUAGUCUUACGGCUGUUGACCAUAAUAAUAAUGUCAUCGAUCAUGUCGAAAGCCUUAACAGUACCUGGCGAUGAGUUUUCCGUCUCCAUUCUAUCAAUUUGGAUCACACUACGAUCCAGUC